Messenger RNA from Miniopterus natalensis, 1860 nucleotides. It is a transcript of the gene TRIM69, whose product is annotated as tripartite motif containing 69. Gene Ontology annotation, molecular function: protein binding. The record is from RefSeq and is a predicted model, not a curated record. NCBI's taxonomy places the organism in Eukaryota, Metazoa, Chordata, Mammalia, Chiroptera, Miniopteridae.
AUCUAAAUGAGCUGCCCCCUAUAAAAAAAGGGUGGGCAGGUAGGCCAUUUCAGUCAGGGUUUUUCUUUCUUGUAAGCUAAUGAUCAAAACAACUGACAAACUGUCACGGAACCUGCCAGACAUCACUCUCGCUUUGCCCCUUCUCCCCAGCUCCUGAACUUUUCCUCCUCCUGUCAUGCUCUGAGCCCAUUCUUAGCAAGCUACCAGGUCCUAGACCCUGGUCUGAAGCCAUCCUGAGCCUGUUGAACUCUAUUUCAAGUGCCUGCUUCUGACCCUGGUGUUCUGAUGAUAGAGCUUAAUGGAGGUAUCUUCCAAACCUUCCUCCAACACUGACCCAGGCAACUACAUUGAAGUGAAUGAUUUGAUCACUCAGAUACCCUCUGAAGGGCAGAUACAAGAUAUUACUAAGGAGCUACACUGCCAACUGUGUAAUGAUUGGUUCCAGAAUCCACUGAUGCUAACCUGUGGCCACAACUUCUGCCAGGCCUGUAUUCAAAAAUUUUGGAAGCAGCAAGCAAAGGAAACAUUCUGUCCUGAGUGUAGGAUAACAUGUCAGUAUGGCAACUGUGCAUUCAACCUUGUAUUGGAGAAGCUGGUAGAGAAGAUUAAGGAGCUGCCCCUACUCAAGGGCCAUCCACAGUGCCCAGAACAUGGAGAGAACCUGAAACUGUUCAGUAAACCAGAAGGGAAACUGAUCUGCUUUCAAUGCAAAGAUGCUCGGCUGUCUGUAGGACAGUCUAAAGAAUUUCUGCGGAUCUCUGAUGCUGUCCGUUUCUUCAUGGAGGAGUUUAUUGUCAUUAAGGGUCAACUGGAGGCAACCCUGAAGGAACUUCAGUCCCUGAGGGACAUGCAGAAAGACGCUAUUGUUGCUUACAAGGAAAACAAGCUACAUCUGCAGCAACACAUCUCCUUGGAGUUUCUAAAGCUGCAUCAGUUUCUGCAUGGCAAAGAAAAGGACAUUUUAAAUGAGCUCCGGGAAGACGGGAAAGCCUUGAAUGAGGAGAUGGAGCUCAAUCUGAACCAGCUUCAGGAACAGUGUCUCCUAGUCAAGGAGAUGUUGGUGAGCAUCCAGGCACGGAUGGAAGAGCAAGACUCCUUCAACUUUCUCAAAGAUAUCACAUCUUUCUUGGAUAGCUUGCAGAAAGGAAUAAAGGUGCUGACACCCAGAGAGCUUCUCUCCAGAAAGCUGAACCUGGGCCUGUACAAAGGUCCCAUCCAGUAUAUGAUGUGGAGGGAAAUGGAGUCCAUUCUUUCUCCAGGCUUAUCUCCAUUAACUCUGGACCCUAAAACAGCGCAUCCAAAUUUGGUGCUCUCCAAAUCCCGAACCAGUGUGUGGCAUGGUGACAUUAAGCAGGAAAUGCCUGAUGAUCCAGAGAGGUUUGACUCAAGUGUGGCUGUGCUGGGCUCAAAAGGCUUCACAUCUGGAAAAUGGUACUGGGAAGUAGAAGUAGCAAAGAAGACAAAGUGGACAGUUGGAGUUGUCAGAGAAUCCAUCACUCGGAAAGGCAGCUGUCCUCUAACUCCUGAGCAAGGAUUCUGGCUUUUAAGACUAAGGAACCAAAAUGAUCUAAAGGCUCUGGAUUUGCCUUCUUGCAGUAUGAAACUGACUAAAAACCUCGACAAGGUGGGCAUAUAUCUAGAUCAUGAAGGAGGGCAGGUGUCCUUCUACAAUGCUAAAACCAUGACCCACAUUUACACCUUCAGUAGCACUUUCAAGGAGAAACUUUAUCCCUACUUCUGCCCUUGCCUUAAUGAUGGGGGAGAGAAUAAAGAACCAUUGUGCAUCUUACAUUCACAGUAAUUAGUCAUACUAUACUGUGUAAAUUCAGAGUGUUAUUAAAGAACUACUGAAAUAGUUUA